This is a messenger RNA of Dipodomys ordii (Ord's kangaroo rat), 1122 nucleotides long. It is a transcript of the gene Ccdc124, whose product is annotated as coiled-coil domain containing 124. Gene Ontology annotation, biological process: transcription by RNA polymerase II. Gene Ontology annotation, cellular component: nucleus. The record is from RefSeq and is a predicted model, not a curated record. Lineage: Eukaryota; Metazoa; Chordata; Mammalia; Rodentia; Heteromyidae. The transcript is spliced from 4 exons. Gene Ontology annotation, molecular function: transcription coactivator activity.
GCCCAUCGCGGGGAGACGGGGCGAGGGUGACGCGAGUCAGGAGUUUGAGACCAGCCCGGGAAGUCGUGGGAGCCCCGCCCGCACCUGUGGCGUGGCGCGCGCUGGAUUCCAGGCUGUGAGGCUCCGGGCCAGCCCUGGGCGCACACCCGGGAAGCCCGGCCCUGGAAGGGCCCAGCUGCUAAGGAAUGCCCAAGAAGUUCCAGGGAGAGAACACCAAGUCGGCAGCGGCCCGGGCAAGGAGGGCUGAGGCCAAGGCAGCAGCCGAUGCGCGGAAGCAGAAGGAGCUGGAGGAUGCCUACUGGAAGGACGAGGACAAACACGUCAUGAGGAAGGAGCAGCGCAAGGAGGAGAAGGAGAAGCGGCGGCUGGAGCAGCUGGAGCGCAAGAAGGAGACGCAGCGGCUGCUGCAGGAGGAGGACUCCAAGCUCAAGGGCGGCAAGGCCCCGCGCGCCGCCGCCGCGCCCGGCAAGGUCACGCGCGCCCAGAUCGAGGACACGCUGCGCCGGGACCAGCAGGCCAGCCCUGUGCGGGUACCAUAUCUGGGGCAGAGCUGGACAAAGGGGGCUGCGGCCUGGGGGCAUAGCCUUGGGCGAGACCGCGUUGCUGGGGACCGCACCACCAUGGCCGGGCUGAUGGGGUCUGGGGUGACCCCCGGGCGGGCUCGCGAGCCCCGCCCCACCCCCUGACGCCCCCUGCCCACUCGCAGCGUGGCGGAGGAGGCCGACCGGCACCCCGAGCGCCGCAUGCGAGCGGCGUUCGCCGCCUUCGAAGAGGUCCAGCUGCCCCGACUGAAGCAGGAGAACCCCAACAUGCGGCUGUCCCAGCUGAAGCAGCUGCUGAAAAAGGAAUGGCUGCGCUCCCCGGACAACCCCAUGAACCAGCGGGCGCUGCCCUUCAACGCCCCUAAGUGAGCGGAGCCGGGGCGCCGCCCCACGGCCCAGCCUCCACCCCGCCCCGCGCCCUCCGGCCGGCCGGCUCCCAGGACUGCGGAGUUCGGGGCCCCUGGCCCCUUCCGGGGCCCGCGCCAGCACCACCGCCCCCUCCCGCCGGAGGGCCCCGCUCCGUGACCCUGUCCCCGUGCGCGCACGCCUAGAGCCCCGGAGCCGAGCUCCCAAUAAAGCG